Camponotus floridanus (Florida carpenter ant) is the source of this 1665-nucleotide messenger RNA. RefSeq names its product glutamyl-tRNA(Gln) amidotransferase subunit A, mitochondrial (gene GatA). Gene Ontology annotation, biological process: mitochondrial translation; glutaminyl-tRNAGln biosynthesis via transamidation. The transcript is spliced from 2 exons. Bases 97 to 1659 code for a protein of 520 amino acids. The record is from RefSeq and is a predicted model, not a curated record. Lineage: Eukaryota; Metazoa; Arthropoda; Insecta; Hymenoptera; Formicidae. Gene Ontology annotation, cellular component: mitochondrion; glutamyl-tRNA(Gln) amidotransferase complex. Gene Ontology annotation, molecular function: glutaminyl-tRNA synthase (glutamine-hydrolyzing) activity.
GCAUGAGGUCUCCAACAUCAGUUCGGAGUUCGUCCGUCAUUUCUGUCGACCCUUAAGAAAUGUUAUAUACGAUAGUGGCAUAUCGCAAGAUGAGCCAUGAACAAGUUACUUUCUGCAUCGAUUAAAGAUAUUAGUCGAAGGAUUUUCAACGGCGUGAUGCGACCGUCUGAGGUUUGCGGAACUUGCGUCAAAUUAACUGCCCAUGUUAAGCCUCUAAACGCUUACAUUACCGUAACGAAUGAUAUUGCGAGUGAGCAGGCGAAUGAUGCCGAUGCGAGACAACAGCGGAACUCAUUACUAGGACCGCUCGACGGCAUCCCCAUUGCCAUCAAAGACAAUUAUUGUGUCAAGGACAUACCUACGACCUGCGCGUCACGGAUGUUGACUAAUUUUUCUCCCGGUUAUAACGCCACAAUCUACGAGAGACUCAGGAUGCAGGGAACCGUCUUGAUCGGCAAGACUAAUCUCGACGAGUUUGCCAUGGGUUCCGGCACAGUGGAUUCCCUUUACGGCCCGACCAAGAAUUUAUGGGGCUCGGAAGUGCUGUCGCAAUUUUACUCAUAUGAAUUGGACAGUUCAGUAAUUACUGAGAGGAAGCUAUGCGAGAAAGAUGCAUGGCGUAUAGCAGGUGGCAGUAGCGGAGGUUCUGCAGUUGCGGUAGCUACAGGUACUUGUUAUGCAGCCUUGGGUUCUGACACUGGUGGUUCCACUCGCAAUCCUGCAUCUUACUGUGGUCUAGUUGGUUUGAAACCAACUUAUGGUUUGGUUUCUCGUUAUGGUCUUAUCCCAUUGUUAAAUUCAAUGGAUAUGCCUGGUAUUCUCACAAGAAUAGUAGACGACAUCGUAUUAAUUUUGAACGCAAUAGCUGGACCUGAUUCAGCAGAUCCCACAACUGUACAAAAGGAAUAUGUGCCAAUUAACUUACCCAAUACAAUAGAUGUUAGCAAUCUCAGAAUUGGGAUACCAAAGGAGUAUGGAGUGCAAGGUAUAAGCAAAGAGAUGCAGGCUUGUUGGAAUGAAGUCUCUCAUCAUCUAGAAGAAGCAGGAGCCAGUAUUGUUCCAGUGUCAUUACCUCACACCAACUACUCCAUAGUAUGUUACUCCGUUUUAAAUCGAUGUGAUGUAGCUAGCAACUUAGCCUGUUAUGAUGGUAUAGAAUAUGGUCACAGAGCCGACGAAUGGAGCUCGGCUUAUGAAUUGUACAAGAAAACUAGAUCAGAAGGCUUUAAUGAUGUGGUCAAAGGUCGUAUAUUGGUUGGCAAUUAUUUUUUAUUGGCAGAGAAUUACAAGGAAUAUUAUGUCAAGGCGAUGAAAAUGCGUAGAUUAAUCACACAAGACUUUGAUGUUUUAUGGAAUAACAACAUAGAUCUUUUGUUAACUCCGACUACAUUAACCGAGGCUCCAAGUUACGAUGAAUUCAUAAAAUUGGACAAUCAAACGCAAUGCUUGAUUCAAGAUCACUGUACACAACCUGCAAACAUGGCUGGUCUGCCCGCAAUCAACGUACCGAUCAAACUCUCUCGCAGAGGGUUGCCUUUGUCAUUGCAAUUAAUGGCACCACUUUUUCAUGAACAGAGAUUACUCACUGUGGCAAAAUGGAUCGAACAAGCAGUGCAAUUUCCGAGACUCGAACUGAAGGAGUCAUGCUUGCUUAAUUAAAGUGAA